This is a messenger RNA of Microthlaspi erraticum, 936 nucleotides long. The record is from the annotation of a GenBank genome assembly. NCBI's taxonomy places the organism in Eukaryota, Viridiplantae, Streptophyta, Magnoliopsida, Brassicales, Brassicaceae.
AUGUCGCCGGAAUUCUGUCGCGACUGCGUCGCCUUUUCCGUCAAUCAAACCUUAAAUCAGUGUCCCAAUGAGGUAGAGGUCACGUUCUAUAACGAUGAGUGUAUGCUCAGAUACUCUAGUAGGAGAGUUCUCUUGGACUCUUCACUGGAAAGUGGAUUCAUCAUGAGCAACACCCAGAAUGUUACCUCGAACCAAACAGGGUUCAAAGAUUUGGUCUUGUCCACGAUGAGCCAAGCAGCCAUCGAGGCAUCGCUCAGUUCUCUAAAAUUCAACUCGAGAAAAGCCAAUUUGACUGCGUUACAGACUGUGUACGGACUAGUUCAGUGCACUCCUGAUCUGACGACGCAAGACUGCUUAAGCUGUCUGCAACAGAUUACUAAUAAACUGCCCAUUGCAAAAAUUGGGGGAAGAGUCGUUGUGCCGAGCUGUAAUUCAAGAUACGAGCGUUACUCGGUUUACAACGAAUCCGCCGCCGUUAGGUUACCUCUAGGUCAGCAUAAUUCAGCUUCUCCACCACCGCCGGCGUCAUUUCCUUCACCACGACCUGGUCUGGAGUCUGGACGUUCGAUUUUCUCCUUUUCUUUUGAUUACAUGUUUCAGAGCAACGUUUCUUACGAGACACGUUUCAAUAUUUCUUUAUAUAUAGGAAAAGGCGGGAACUCCUCCUCUGUCAUAACCAUUGCUGUUCUUGUUCCAAUCACGGUGCUUUUUCUUCUUUUCGUGGCUAUUUAUAGCGUCAGGGAUAAGAAAACAAGGAGCAUUUAUGAGACGGAACCACUUACUGAUGCUGUUGAAGUUGUUUCUACAGACAGGGAUGAUAUUACGACAGCAGGCUCACUUCAGUUUGAUUUUAAGACGAUUGAGCCAGCAACGGAUAAGUUUUCUUAUAGUAAAAAGCUUGGUCAAGGUGGAUUCGGUGCAGUUUACAAGGUGUAA